UCAAACGACACUUUUUCAGACACCUGAACUCUUCAAGACAAUGUUUCUCUUGCUUGUUUUUCUCUCUUUGUUCUUUUGUUGUCUGGUGGAUGAAGUGAAGUCCGUGUCAGUGAUGGAGGGAGAUUCUGUCACUCUGUAUAAUAAUGUUACAGACAUACAGAAAGCUCAUCUGAUACUGUGGAGUUUUGUAACUCGAGGGACUCCGAUCGCUCGAGUCAACAGAGAAGCCAAUCGAGUGUCAGUAUUUGAUGAUGUUCAUGAUGGGAUGUUCAGAGACAGACUGCAGGUGGACGAUCAGACUGGAUCUCUCACCAUCACAAACAUCACAACUCAACACUCUGGACUUUAUCAAAUGACCAUCAGCGGCAAGCAGAAGGCUUCGUAUAGAUUCAGUUUUGCUGUCUAUGCUCGUCUGCCUGUUCCUGUCAUCACCAGUUACUGUCCACAAAACUCUUCAUCGUCUUCAGUGUCAACAUGUGUGUUGUUGUGUUCAGUGAUGAAUGUGUCACAUGUGAGUUUCUCCUGGUACAAAGGAAAGAGUUUAUUGUCCAGCAUCAGUGUGUCUGAUCUCAACAUCAGACUCUCUCUACCUCUGGAGGUGGAAUAUCAGGAUACAAACACAUACAGAUGUGUUUUCAACAAUCCCAUCACAAACCACACACAACAUCUACACAUCACUCAAUUCUGUCACAAGUGUUCAGAAUGCGUGUGCUGUUGUAAUGUUUCUGAAGCUGUGAUCCGAUUGGUCAUCUCAGGUCUGGUGGGGGUGGCUACUGUUGCUGUACUGGCUUAUGACAUCAGAUCUGACGUAAGAGAUGAACAGAAGAAAAGAUCACAGACACCAUCAGACUAUCACUGAUAAAUUGUACGAAUGGUUCUCUUGUUUUUUGACAUUUUGAGUACGUAUUUAUCCACUUUUUAAUGGAUAAAACAAUUGAUGAAGGCUUGAUGUCAAAAUAUGAAUUGGGUCAAAUAUAACUUUUGUCCUAAUUAUAUUUGACCUCAAAUAACUUGACUUAAGAAAUGCUGAUUGAGCAGGCUUAUUUCAUGUAAACAGAAUUAGAUGGCAGCCAUGACACAGUCAAGUCGGCUUCAUUCAUACAAAAGCAACGUGUUGCGCAAGGUACAGGAUUAAUAUAAAGAGCUUUGCAAAUUUAACAUUUAAUCAACGUGAUGUUUUACUUUUAGAACAAUAUUUAUUGUAACAUAAUAUAUUUAGAAUAUUGUUCGGUGACGACGGAAAUAUAUGAAUGAAUAAAUAUCGGGGUUUUUUUCUUAUAAAUUUGUUGGACCUUCAUAUCAAAUAUAUAUAAAAGCACAAACAGUGCUUUUAUGUGUAUAUGAUGCAGGGAAUUUAUAAAAACGCAGUCUGUCCUGCCAUUUGCAAAUUUGUGGUAUUUCAGUCUCUUAAGAGCCCACCUUAUAACUCUGUUUUUUUCUACCAAUAAAUAUGA
Messenger RNA from Triplophysa rosa, 1454 nucleotides. Its product is annotated as natural killer cell receptor 2B4-like. The coding region runs from base 41 to 859 and encodes 272 amino acids. The transcript is spliced from 4 exons. The record is from RefSeq and is a predicted model, not a curated record. Lineage: Eukaryota; Metazoa; Chordata; Actinopteri; Cypriniformes; Nemacheilidae.